Leptosia nina is the source of this 549-nucleotide messenger RNA. The record is from the annotation of a GenBank genome assembly. NCBI's taxonomy places the organism in Eukaryota, Metazoa, Arthropoda, Insecta, Lepidoptera, Pieridae.
AUGUGCGAGAGGAUAGCGAAGCAACCAUACUUCGACAUGGACAUGGUGGUGGGGCAACCUUGGAGAAUAUAUUACACCUGGAAUCUAAAGUUGGACACUGCUUGUUUGGAGAUGCAAUUCAAAAACGCUUCUUUAAAGAUAACAAAUCGAAUAUGGUCGGAGAUGAAUGAGUACCUAGAACAACAGCCGAACUGGGAUGCUGCUACACUUCUUCUCACUAUGAGUCCCUCAAAACACGAACUAUUGCUGUUUGCUGAUCAAGGCCCCGCCGGUAGCUUCGUCGCUGUACCCAACAUAGCUAGUACCUCUAAUAUGACGCCAUCCCGUAAAUCAAUAUCUCUGAUGAAGUUUACAUUAAAAUUUCUACAGGAUGGUCAGUUUUUGCUGUUCGUUGAUUGUCAAGGGGGGGUAGGCUCUCUAAGCGCGAGACCGGAUAGAACACCAUAUAGAUCAGAAAUAGAGACAGCUGUAGCAGGAUUGAAGAUUGGUGAUGGCUUCCCCGCUUGCACCAAGGAAAGAAAUGGAGAUGAACAGUUUUUAGCAAAAUAA